This is a messenger RNA of Maniola jurtina (meadow brown), 2425 nucleotides long. It is a transcript of the gene Arl6, whose product is annotated as high-affinity hexose transporter HXT6-like. Lineage: Eukaryota; Metazoa; Arthropoda; Insecta; Lepidoptera; Nymphalidae. Gene Ontology annotation, cellular component: membrane. Gene Ontology annotation, molecular function: GTPase activity; GTP binding; transmembrane transporter activity. Gene Ontology annotation, biological process: transmembrane transport. Bases 233 to 2425 code for a protein of 730 amino acids. The record is from RefSeq and is a predicted model, not a curated record. The transcript has 13 exons.
AUCGAGAUCCAAGCCUGACGUGUUUGGCGAUCGAUUGCCGAUCCACAUUGUUUACAAUAGCUUAGAAAUUAUAACUUAGAUUUAUAACUACAAGAUCUUAAAAAUUUUCCUACUCAUUGGAAAUCAACAACAAUUUAGGAUUUGUGAUAAAACUGUUUGUAAAACUUUAAAACUUUUUUGUAAAAGUGUAAAUAUUUUGGAUACCAGUGUUGUACAAGAUAAAGUGCUUAUAAUGACUGUGCGAAGUCCCUGGUUAGCUCGGUUAGCAAGCAUCAAAGGCGCUAUCAAUCAGGUGCUGAUUGUCCUUUUGAUUAACAUACCAACUCUAUCUUUCGGGCUGGCACUAGGCUGGGUAUCUCUGGCAAGUGGUGAGGGAGGUCCCGAAGCAUCCCGAGGGGCAGUCAUCGCUUCAGUAACUACGUUCACCGCCUCGCUGGUGGGGGUUCCUCUCAGCGCUCGAGCCCUUGUUGCAGGAAGAAAGGUUGCGCUUAUAGGAACAUCUUUUUCCUUCGUGAUUUGCUGGUCGCUGAAAUUGGCGAGUGUAUGGGGCGGCGAGUGGUGUAUAGUGGCGGCACGGAUUGCAGCAGGUCUUGGUAGUGCUGCUGCUUGGGCGCUUUCGCCGCUGCUAGCGAGAGAGAUGUGCAGUGAAAAGUACCGUGGAGCAGCAGUAUCAGCGCUGGCGUUGAUCCACAACGCAGGUGUGCUGAUUAUGUAUCUGGCAGCAGAUUUCGCUGUGUCUCACAGGGCAGUGCUAUGGUGGUGCUUGGGACUAGCUUUAGGACACUGCGUUGUUUUCUCAUUUGUGCCUGAGUCUCCGUCGUUCCUUGCUGCUAAGGGAAAAAUAAAGGAGGCACGCGUGUCUCUGGCGUGGUUUCGCGGAAUGUCAGAAGACGACCCAGAGUUGGAGACCGAAUUAGCCAAGCUGCCACCACCCGAGAUUGAACAAACCCCUUUUAGCCUUGCCAAGGAAAUGUUGAAAGAUGUUCAAAGACGAAAAGCAUUCAUCAUCGGAGCAAUAGCAGUCAUAGGACAAGAAGCAUGCGGUGUUCUCGCCAUCCUGCAAUAUGCUGAACGUUUAUUUGUUCUUGCACGCGAAGAAGGCAAUACUGCACAAGAUACUACUGGUGCAGAAGUGACGAAAACCACUGUGGCAAUAUCUAGUUUAAUGGAUAAUGUAGUGACACGAGGUGACGAUUUAGGUAGAGUGACAAUGAUGCCUGUUGAUCAUGGAUCAAUGCCAGUAGAGUUGGUGACACCGGCAAGGCAUGCUGUGAUAAUCGGUGCGGUACAGCUAGCGACGUCGGCGCUAUCACUUUAUCUUGUCGAAAAGGUUGGACGACGGCCACUGCUGAUUUGGUGCGCGGUGCUGACGGGAGUGUUCCUGGCGCUGGCUGCUUGGUUGGUGGGCAUCAGCACCAGUGGCACGGCCGUCGCUAUCGCCUUCGCUAUAGCCGCGGACUCCGCCGGACUCCAGCCUGCUCCAUAUGCUGUACUCGCUGACAUGUUCCAUUACCAGUAUAGAGGAUGUGCUCUGAUGCUGGUAACAGCAGGCGCUUGCGUUGGAAAUGCAAUAGAAGUAGCAGUGUUCCCAGCAGUCGUCGCCGCUGGCGGCCUUCGAACAGGACUGAUCCUCGCUGCUGUAAUAACCCUGUCAUAUGCUCUAUUCGCAAUCUGCGCGGUCCCUGAAACGCGAGGCAAAUCGCCCGAGGAAAUAUACAACGCCAUCUGUCCCUUGAAUGAGACAACUGACUGUGAAAGUGGAAACUGUGACUGUGGACUAAAAAAGUGUAGUAAUUUGAAUUGUGGGACUAACGUGAAGAGUAAAGAAACUGAGUGUACCAAACUGAGACUAUCCACUAUGGGUCUAUUGGAUAAGUUGACAGCAUGGAUGAGCGGAGGAGUCACACAGGCCACGGUUCUAGUUCUGGGUUUAGACAACAGUGGGAAGAGCUCAUUAUUAAACGCGUUACGACCGCCCGAGCAACGAGCAGCGCUCACUGUGCCAACGGUCGCGCAACAGCAGGACAAUUUUCAGAGCGGCGGUGUAUCCUUUAGCGCUUGGGAUGUAUCUGGUGCAGCACGUAUGCGCGCGUUAUGGGAACGCCACUAUCGUUAUGCGAACGCUGUCAUCUUCGUUGUAGAUGCUGCUGAUCAUUUACGAUUAGUGGUGGCCCGCGAAGAACUGGAGCUGAUGUUAGCGCACCCGGAUAUGUUCGGACGUCGGAUUCCACUUCUGGUCCUCGCUAAUAAGAGCGACGCAUCACACGCCUUGUCUGCUACCCAAGUUGCCGCUGCUCUAGCUUUGGAGCGUAUAGCAGAUAAGCCGUGGCACAUUUGCGCAUGCAGCGCCCUCACGGGCUCCGGGUUGCCCGACGGCAUAGCGUGGCUGGCGCGACAGUUGCGCGAACAACGACCUCAUAAAUAA